Onychostoma macrolepis is the source of this 1960-nucleotide messenger RNA. RefSeq names its product archaemetzincin-2 (gene amz2). The record is from RefSeq and is a predicted model, not a curated record. Gene Ontology annotation, biological process: proteolysis. Lineage: Eukaryota; Metazoa; Chordata; Actinopteri; Cypriniformes; Cyprinidae. The coding region runs from base 141 to 1196 and encodes 351 amino acids. Gene Ontology annotation, molecular function: metallopeptidase activity. The transcript has 7 exons.
UUACCACAAUGGCAGCCGUAGUGAAUAUCUUAAUGCGGCUUUUGAAAUGUAUGGUUUCUGUUUACUAUUUUCAGCGUUUUAUCUGAAACUCAACAACUGAGUCCAGUCUUCGACCUUUAUCCUAGAACACAGGAUAAAAGAUGCAGGUUAUUGAGCAUCCUGUUGAGAGACUGCACACUGCUCUCCUGUCCACACGGAAAGAUCUAAUAGAAACAUACCAACAAUUCAGCAGACCAGAGAAGACACUUUUAGAAGAAGGACUCCGGCCUGGCAAUUCACUUUUCAACCCCAUCACCAUUCACUCCGACUCAGACUGGAUUCCUGCACAUCCAGAGGAUCCGCAAGACUUUCAGAGUUUUUACAUUAACCCUUACCGCCGUUCUCCAAGCAGUGGGCAUAAUACCAUCUACAUUCAAACUAUUGGCUCUUUUGGGGAAGGAGCGGUUGUGGCAGAGCAGUAUGUUGAAUGGCUGAAGGACUACUGCCAGGCAUUUUAUUAUGGACUAGCGGUCAAGCUUUUACCACCGGUAACAGUUGCUUCAACAGCCUGUUCAUUUCGCAUCAACGACAACACAUACAACCUUCAGCUUCAUGCUGGAGAGCUGUUGAAUUUCUUGAAAAAGAAGAAGCCCAGAGAUGCCUUUUGCAUUGUGGGGAUCACCAUGAUUGACUUGUACCCCAGAGAGUCAUGGAAUUUUGUUUUUGGCCAGGCUUCUCUCACUGAAGGAAUGGGAGUAUUCAGCUUUGCCCGAUAUGAUGAUCAUUUUUACCAGAGAAGCUAUGCAGGACGGCUGAAGAAGAAAAUUAAACUGAAGCAAGGAGACUAUUCAGUGUUUGAGAAUUACUACACUCCUCCAAUCACUAGCACUCUCCUCCUCCGCUCCUGCAAGACCCUGACGCAUGAGAUUGGACAUAUAUUCGGUGUGAAGCACUGCCAGUGGCUAAACUGUGUCAUGCAAGGCUCCAAUCACUUAGAGGAGUCUGACCGUCGACCACUUGACCUUUGCCCCAUCUGUUUGCGUAAACUACAGUCAGCCAUUGGAUUCAAGAUAGCCGGCAGAUACAAGGCCUUACUGCACUGGAUUGAAGAUGGAGCUGCCAGCAGUGGACAACAUUCAAAACCCACUCAAGCCUUCCAAGAGUAUAAACACUGGUUGUAUAAGUGCUUACGAAUAUUGGAAGGUGAAAAAUCAUGAGCCUGCCAAUAUGAUCUUUUGCUUCCUUCAAGUAAUGUCAAGGCAAGUGGAGACAUGCUAUAUGCACAUUCUUGAGCUCUGUUUAGAGCUUUGGUGAGAAAGCUUCUGCAAAGAAAAUAAAAGUAAAAGUGUAUGUAAAUAGUGCUUUUUAUUUGUAUGGAUCAAACUAAAUAAAGUUUUAUUUCUCUCUUUUGAGUUAAAUCAGAAAACAAUUUUGAGACAGUCUAAAAAAUUUUAUUUUUCGAUCUGAUUUGAAGAUUAUAAUAACAAUUGUGUCUAUUGCGCAGAAACAGAAGACCUCACAAAACCACAUAUUCACAUUUCACUGAACAUACAGAAAAUAUAAUUCCUUUCCAUUAUAAAAUUCAAGUCAUGUGACAGUUUUUCAAUAACAAAUAUAGUUUUACUAAAGAGGUAAGUGAUGAAGCAGUCUUAUAAGACACUUUCACUUUUGAAUUUGGCGUUGCAUUACAUUGGAAAUCCUUUGUCUUCAUUUCACAGUUACAUCAACCUGAGCUCUGUAAAGCCUUGAAUUCACAGUUAUCUCUAUAUAAUAGAGAUGCAAAUGUAAUCCACAGUUGAACACUGCAUCAUGAGCAUCGGAAGACUAAACAACACGAUUUGCAUUAAUAAAGUUGUUUACCCGGUUUUAGUAUCUAGUUAGAAGACAGGUGUUGUAGUAUGCUAGUUGAAAAUUGAAAGCUCUUUUGCAAUUAUUAAACAAGGUUCAUUUUAAAAAUAAAGUAUCACAUACCUCUUUCUAA